AAUUUAAUACGCCCAGCGCAGCGGGCAAUUAGGAUAAAUUCCAAGUUUAUUUUCGAAAACAUCGAUCACGUCAUACAUAGUAGCGCCCACUAGCGAGCUUUUUUGUAAGCUAUCUGACGUUCAGUAGUAAACAGUGUUUCAGUUAUUUGGUUAUUUGCAAUCAGCUGAUUCCCAUUACUGAUUUAUCUUUCACCCGUUAGGAAAAAAGCGAAAGUUUUGUGAAUACAGUGGUUCAUGUUCGUGGGUUAUUGAUUAUAGAUAAACCACAAUGAGCCGUCCAGCUAUCUUGCAGCACGUCAGGCGAGCGCACUCAGCUACUUGGAAAAAGAACCCAAAUCUUGACAAAAUAAUCCGCGUAGACCACGCGGGCGAGCUCGGCGCGGACCGCAUCUACGCGGGGCAGAUGGCUGUCCUCGGCAACACGACCGAAGGACCCACCAUCAAGCACAUGUGGGAGCAGGAGGUCAAGCACCGCGAGCGCUUCGAACAGUUAAUAAACGAAUACAGAGUGCGGCCAACAGUGCUCACGCCGAUAUGGAACGUUGCUGGCUUCGUCCUUGGCGCAGGCACCGCCCUAAUGGGCAAGGAAGCCGCCAUGGCGUGCACCGUGGCCGUCGAGACCGUCAUAGUGGAACACUACAACGACCAGCUCCGGACCCUCAUGGAGGACCCGAACGUGGACCCCGAGAUCCUCGCCACCAUCACCAAGUUCCGUGAUGAGGAGCAGGAGCACCAUGAUACAGGGAUAGACCAUGGGGCGGAGCAGGCGCCCUUCUAUAAGGCCCUCACUGAGGUCAUAAAGGCCGGGUGUAAGGGGGCUAUCGCUAUUUCUAAGAGGAUUUAAGUUCCUGGAAUGUCGGUAUAUAUUAGUGUAAUAUAACAUCUUUACGAAAUGUUUUGUAGCACAUUUACGAAGUCUUUUUAUUCCGAAUUUACGACACAACUUUCUUGAACUUUCUUUGCAAUAAGUAGAUUGACCCUCAGUGGCGUGCCUAGGGUUUAGGAGUAAGGCAAGCCGAAAGAUAUGUUUUCGUAAUAAAUGUCCAAUCUCACUCUUUGGACUCAAAUGAAUUUGCUAGCGUAUCGCGGCGAGCUAUCAUAGCGCACAGCACAGGGCAUACUAGGUACUACCAUAACUACUAGAUAGAAUUUUACAAACAUAUCAGAGGCCCUACCGCGUACACUGAAAUUUGCAAAUUACAUGCUUCUUUCCCUGUCACUCUAAUUACGCCUUAAUUGGAGUAAACCACCAAUCCUUGUGUUUUGUAAACGGCCGUACAAAAUGUUCUUUUAAUGCGACUGACUUAUCUGAGAAUACACAAGUCGGGUGUUGGUUUUGGCGCGGAACAGUGGCGGGACUUCCAUACAAGCCCAAAAGCCGGGCUUGCCCUAAGGCAACUAAUUGCCUUACCGAAAUUACGUAGUGAUAAGAUCAAUAAAGAUUAU
Messenger RNA from Cydia fagiglandana, 1446 nucleotides. RefSeq names its product 5-demethoxyubiquinone hydroxylase, mitochondrial (gene Coq7). Gene Ontology annotation, biological process: regulation of reactive oxygen species metabolic process; determination of adult lifespan; ubiquinone biosynthetic process. Gene Ontology annotation, cellular component: nucleus; mitochondrial inner membrane. The transcript has 5 exons. The record is from RefSeq and is a predicted model, not a curated record. Lineage: Eukaryota; Metazoa; Arthropoda; Insecta; Lepidoptera; Tortricidae. Gene Ontology annotation, molecular function: 3-demethoxyubiquinol 3-hydroxylase activity. The coding region runs from base 269 to 844 and encodes 191 amino acids.